Caenorhabditis angaria is the source of this 5747-nucleotide messenger RNA. Lineage: Eukaryota; Metazoa; Nematoda; Chromadorea; Rhabditida; Rhabditidae. The record is from the annotation of a GenBank genome assembly.
AUGCGCGGAAGCGGUCCACCAACGUCGCAACCACCACAUAGCAGUGGUGCCAUGUAUUUCCAGCAACAAUAUCAGGCACCACCGCACGAUGGACAAUUUGAUGGAAAAGUAAGGGAUUUUUCGGUUUUGUUUGGGGCUAAAUGACAUUUUCAGGUUUUUUAAGCGAGUUAGUUGAAAUAUUGGGUUUUAAUUCUAUUCAUAUGAUAGAAUGGUCUAAGACGAACAAAAUGAUAUAAAUUUUGAUGAGUUUACCUUAUCCAUAAGUGAUUUAGCGAGGCGUUGAUCUUAUCGUCUAAACCUCGCUAAAUCACUUAUGGAUAAGGUAAACUCAUCAAAAUUUAUAUCAUUCUGUUCGUCUUAGACCAUUCUAUCAUAUGAAUAAAAUUAAAAUUCAAUAUUUCAACUCACUUGCUUAAAACACCUGAAAAUGUCAGUGUUGAAAAAAAUAAAGAUGAGCAAUUCUAGCACUACGAUCAACAACCACAAUACGGCUACGAUCCUCGGAUGCAGCGCUAUCAAUCUUACGACGAAUCCAACGGCAAUCCAAACACCGCCUCUUUCCCGAUUCACGGUGUCAACGAUGGCUACGAUCAGAUUCCCCAACAAUAUCGGGGUGGCGAAAACGCUGGCCCCAACUUCAAUAGGCAACAAAUUCCCCCGCAAAAUUACCCACCACAAAUGUACGGAGGACCCUCGCAACCGCCACCACAUGUUUAUCAGGGUGGCGGCGGCGGACCACCGCAUAUGAUUCCACCGCAAGGUUUCGGGGGCGCGCAAAAUUUCCCACGUGGACCACCGAAUAUGGGAGGACCACCGGCUGGACAACAGCAACAACAACAACAACAACAAUUUCAUAUUGUUGGCGCCGCGCAGCCGAUGUAUGCACCAGGAAUGACGCAGCUCGUGCUGAAUCCUGGAUUGAUGCAACCAACACAAUUAUACAUGCCAUAUCCUUGUGGAGUUGUGACAAAGGCCAAUCCAUCGCCAUCCGCCUCAUCGGAAAAGGAAAAACCGAAGCGCGGUGGAAAAUAUGGUAGGAAAAUGAAAAAAAAAACGUAUUUUCCUUACCUUUUCUAGUAGUUUUCGACGCUCCGGUUGUUUGAAAUUACAGAUCUCAACUCCUACAAUGAGAUAUGACGGGCAAAGUUCGGGAUUUUAGAAGCUGAAAACUAGCUUCUAAGUGAUUUUCAUGAAAACCUUAUAGAAUAGCGUUGUUCAGAAUGUUCGAUAACAUAAGUUCAGAAGGUUCCGAAAGAUUUUUCAGAAAAAUUUGAAUAUUAUUCAGUCCUCCGGAAAGUUGCAAAUUUCAAAUUUUUUUGCAAAAUCUCUCAGAACCUUCUGAACUUAUGUUAUCGAACAUUCUGAACAACCCUAUGCUAUUAGAUUUGCAUGAAAAUCAUUUUUGAAGCUAGUUUUCAGCUUCUGAAAUCUCGAAUUUCGCCACGUCAUAACUCAUAUUAGGAGUUGAGUUCUGUAAUCUUAGACAACGGGAUAGUGAUUGGCGGGACAAAAACUAUUUACUAGAAAACAUGUGAAAAUCAAAAAUGUUCCCUUGUGAGCUCCAAGAGCCUAAAGAGGGACUAGUUCCAUUCAAAGUCCCCUUCCAAAAAUCCUCUAAAGCUUCAGGAUCUCAACAAUCCUUGGAUACUGCUCAACAAGAACCAACCGAAUCUCAACAGCAAGCACAGCAACAAUACGAAAUGGCUCAACAACAGCAAUAUAACCAAAGAAUGAUGGGACCACCACAGCAAUUCGGCGGACCUCAACAAUACGGUCACCCGCAAAUGUAUCCGAAUCAAGGUCCACCACCGCCGCCGCCUCAUAUGAUUCCUCCAAAUCAGAUGAAUCAAUUUGCGGCUGCUCAACAGCAAUUCCAACAACAACAAAGAGGCGGAUUUCCACCGAAUCAUCAAGCAAAUCGUGGCGGAUUUCAACAAGCUCCACCACAACAACAACAGCAACAACAAUCACCAUUUUAUGGUGGAGGACAACAAGUUGGAAGAGGCGGUGGAAUGAGAGGAGGAGGAAAUAAUGGAAGAGGUGGAUCUGUUAGAGGAGGCUGGCCAAAUAAUCAACAUGUGAGGAUUUUUGGGGAUUUCCUUGAAUUGUUAGCCCAGAAUAAUCAAUUUUUCGAAUUUUCGACCUGAAAAUUGGAAAUUCUAUAGAAAUCGCCUGGAUUUUUGUAUUCUAGGCGUGGCUCCUUGACAGACUGGAUCUCUAGGCGCUGAUUCUUGUCAAUUCAGUUUUCUAGGCGAGACUACUUGACAAAGGGAGGUUCUAGGCUCACCUGCUUGGCAUAGAAGCUCUCAAGGCGCUGCUCCUUGACGUAGAAUCUCCCAAGACGCCGUACCUAGCCAUAGUGGUUCUCAAGGCGCGGCUCCUUGACAAACUGGAUCUCUAGACGCCGACCCUAGACAACUAGGUUCUCUAGGCUCAGCUACUUGACAACUAAGCUCGAGUUUUACCAGAUAAGCUCUCAUGAGUCAAAAAUCUUCUGAUCACCUAGAAAACUACCCAAAAUCUCAGUUUUCCAUUUUAAAAAUUGAUUUUUACGAAAAAAAAAUGAUAAAUUUUCCUGAUUUUGCCUUGAAAAUCUAGAAGUUCUGAACUAUUUUAAUUAAAAAAUCUGAUUUUUGCCCGAAUUUUCACCCCAAAAUUCAAAAGUUCAUUUUUAGUCUCGUCAAAACUCUGGCCAAUAUUCUCAACAACAACAACAAUACGGAAACUAUCAACAAAAUUAUCGUCAAAACUAUCAAGGACAAGGAGGACAUCACAAUCCGAACUACAGUAGCCAACAACAGUACGAUAAUAAUACGGUAGACGACGAUGUUGCUCAUUUGACGAAUCGAAUUGAGCAUUUGGAGCCGGCGAUUUCGAGAAGCGGCUCACCAGUGAAACAAGUGUUGCAACUCAUUGAAUCGCCGCCGAAAAAUGUAGUUGAGCCACAGAAAAUUGAGCCAGAAAAAUCGGAAGAAGAGGUUGAUUCGACCACAAAACAUGAGGCUGAAAAUGCGGAAAAAUCGGGAAGCGCAAAAUUGUUUUGCUAUAAAUGCGAUCAAAUGAAGAUGCCCAAAGAGCAAGUUGAAUCGCAUUCGAUUCGAAAACCCGAUGGAAAAGCGUGGUGUCCGGUUUUGCGAGAAGAAGUUUGUCCGAUUUGUCAGAAGACUGGCGAUGAUGCACAUUCACCAAUGAUGUGUCCAAGUGUAACUGGUGAGAGAUUUUGAGCCAAAAAUUAGACUGAAAAUGAUUUUGAACUGGAAAAAUCAGAAAAUUGAGUAAUUUUGAGCUUAAAAUUUAAAAAAAUUCAGUGGAAAAAUUUUUUAAAAUCAACUGAAAAUUUCGUUUUUUGAAUAUAAAAUAAAAUAAAAAUUUCGAUAAUUUCUCUCACAAAAAGUUUUGAGCUGAAAAUUAGGCUUAUAUUGCCUUUGAACUGGAAAAAUCAAAUUUUUGAUUUUUCAGAAAAAUGAGUAAAUUUGAGCCUAAAUUUUGAAAAAUACUAACAACCAGAAAAUAAAUUUAGAAGAGCUUCCGAUUUUUUUCAACUCUAAAUUUAUUUUUUUUAAAUAAAAAUUUUAUAAAAAUUAGAAUUUUUGAAUCAAAAUUUGAUUUUAACUAAAAAGCCGAAAUCAGGCGUGUUCGUUUUGCCUGCCUGCUUUUCGCCCGGCGACGUUUUGUGCAGGCGAGGCACGCCUCGCCUGUUUUUCGAAAAAAAUAAAAAGCACGCCUCGCCUUCGCCUGCCUUCGCCGCGGCGAGAAAACGCAUGUGUGUUGUCUGUUUCAUAAAGAAACGUAAUUUAUUUGCAUGAAAAACGAUUAAUUGUGAUAAUUUCACUCAUAUUUUAACGUUAUGUGCUAAGAUUUCUUCUGAAACACAUUAUUAAGGUCAAAGAAGUGAAGAAAAGAGUCAUUUUCACUGAAAACCUAGUUUUUUUACCCAAUUUGUGAAAAAACUGUAUUUAUAAACAUUCAAUUUCAGCAAAAUGUUUUUGUAAGCUUAGAAAUAAAAAUAUAUCGCCUUACAGUUACAGGAGAACAUUUGAACGAUUUGUUUUCCAUCUAAAAAUAGCUGUUUCUUUUCCAAAUAUACUUUUUAGUGAAAACUAAAGCAAAAUCUUGAUUGAAAAUGUUGCUAAUAGGUAGCUGAAGCCCCGCCGACAACCGAAUUUAUGAAAAAAUCGAAGAAAAUUGAAUCUAUUCUCACUUGCAAAAUGCAACUCGCCCGGCGAAUCGCCGGGCGACGCCUCGCUUCGCCUUGUGCGUUGAAAAAUAAAAAGAGGCACGCCUCGCCUUCGCCUCAAUAAAAAAGGCGACGCCCGGCGUUCGCCGGCGAAAUGAACAUGCCUGGCCGAAAUGAAGCUAUUUUGAGCUCAAAGUUUAUCAAAAAUUGCAGAUUAUCAACUUUUUUAUGAAUGAAAAUUAAGAAGGAAAAGGAGGGGGUUAGAGCAGCUCUUCUAAUGUUAUUUUUCUGAUUUUUAGUAUUUUUCAAAUUUCAGGCUCAAAUUCACUCAAUUUUCUGAAAAAUCAAAAAUUUCAACUGUUGAAAAUUUCCUCUCACAUCUAAAAAUCAUCGCGAUGUUUUCCAGCCAGCGAACCGCAAGACUCGCAAAACUCCACCCGCGAUUCAUCGGCUCAACGAGAAGAAGUUGGUGCCACUGAGCCCCCAGCCUCCACCACAAAAUCCGAACAAGUUCCACCGGAUUCUUCUACUACCAACACUUCCCACAACACACACCAUCAACAAAGACAACAAAGACGUGGUGGAUUUGGAGGAAAUAAUAAUAAUAUGAAUCGAGGAGGUGGAAAUCGUGGAGGAGGAGGACAUCGAGGUGGCGGAGGACAUUAUAGGAAUAAUUCGACGAAAAGCUCCAGAGGUGGAGCAUUUUAAGGUUGGUUUUUUUUUUGGGUCGAUUUUGAGGUGAAAACCAGUUCGAAAAAUUAAAAAUCGAAGCUUUUUUCCGUCUUUUUUGCUCAAAUUCCUGGUUUUUUCUGUUUUUCGCGAAAAAAUGUCAGAAAAGUUGCACAUUUUUCGAUUGUAAAUCAAUGUGACACACCAAACAAAAGACAUAAAAUAAAAAAUGUUGAGAAAAUCGGGGAUUUUUUAUGGGAGUAAGGGAUUUCUAGGCUGAAAAAUUAAUCUAAAAAUUGAAUUUUCAACUCAAAAAAAUUCUGUGAUUUUCAUGAAAUAUGACAAUUUAUAAAAUAUUUUUUCCCCAUUGAAAAUCGCAGAACUCAACUUCUAGUCUGAGUUAUGACGUGGCAAAAAUCGGGUUUUUGGGAGCUGAAAACUAGCUUCAAACCUAUUAUAUUGGAUUUUCCUGAAAUCCCGAUUUUGCCACGUCAUAACUCGUGUUAGAAGUUGAGUUCUGCAAUUUUAGACGCUGGAAUCGUGAUCUUUCUAAAAAUGUAGAGUGAAAUUUGAAGCAGUUACCUUGUUAAAGAAAAAUCACUGAAAAAUAAAUUUUAAAAAAAUUUACAACCGAAUUCAAAAUUUUAGGCGGAUUUUUCAUUUGGAAAAUCUGUGAUUUUUUAAAUCAAAAUUUGCAAUUGAAAAAAAAAUUGGUGCAAUUUUCACCAACAUUUUUCCAGUUUUUAAUCAAUUUACUGCUUUGGCCAAAUUUUGAUAAAAAUUUGGUUGUUAAAAUUGGCCAAAAAGCUCCGAUUGGCCAAUAUUCGGUUAAUUUUUAACCAAAAAAUCAAUUUUCUCUUCAAAAUUCCAUAAUUUCUUACAGAUUAGGCGCAUAAUUUGA